This is a messenger RNA of Prunus dulcis (almond), 1665 nucleotides long. RefSeq names its product putative branched-chain-amino-acid aminotransferase 7. Gene Ontology annotation, molecular function: branched-chain-amino-acid:2-oxoglutarate transaminase activity. Lineage: Eukaryota; Viridiplantae; Streptophyta; Magnoliopsida; Rosales; Rosaceae. The record is from RefSeq and is a predicted model, not a curated record. The transcript has 12 exons. Gene Ontology annotation, biological process: branched-chain amino acid metabolic process. Bases 377 to 1453 code for a protein of 358 amino acids.
UCUGUUUGGCGUUGUUAUUUAUUAUGUGUUAAGAUUUUACCUAAAUGAUUUCUUUGCUACAAUUUGGUGUAGGUUUUUGAAGCAGUAAGCAAGGCUAAGGCCAAGGGGUUCACUGAUGUCCUAUUUCUGGAUGCAGCCACUGGGAAAAAUGUUGAGUUGGUUUCUUCAUGUAAUGUUUCAUUGUGAAGUCAUAAUUCGAACUCACCAUAAAUAUAUAUCGUGCUCACAUUCUGCCGAGAUGAGAUAUUUUCCAAUCAAAUUAUUGCAAAGGCUAGUUGGUGUACAGUUUCUCCAUAUAAAAGAUAGCAUCCUUCUGCUGUUUAGUUCUUUCUUUGUUGCAGUUGUGUAAGACCUUAUCCCACAUUAAUUUACAGCCAUGCCUCCUUCCCCUGCUUUGCAAGCAAUUUCUGAAUCUGCUGUUCAAAGUCAUGAAGCAGAUGAAAAGUAUGGUGAUGCCAUGAAAUGGGAUGAACUUGAAUUUGGAGUAAUUCCAACAGAUUACAUGUACAUUAUGAAAUGUUCCAAUGGGGAUAACUUUUCACAAGGCCACCUCGCUCCCUAUGGGAAAAUUGAGCUCAGCCCAUUUUCUGGAAUCUUGAAUUAUGGACAGGGAGUAUUAGAAGGUCUUAAAGCGAUCAGGACCAAAGAUGGUCGUGUUCAGCUGUUCCGGCCUGAAGAGAAUGCUGUAAGAAUGAAGAUGAGUGCAGAGAGAUUGUGCAUGCCAUCUCCAUCUACUCACCAAUUCCUUGAUGCUUUAAAGCAAACUGUUCUUGCCAACAAGCGUUGGGUACCACCUGAAGGGAAAGGAGCAUUGUAUAUUAGGCCAUUGCUCAUUGGAAGUGGCCCUGUUCUUGGCCUAGGACCAGCACCAGAAUACACAUUCCUAAUAUUUGCUACUCCAGUUGGUAAUUAUCACAAACGUGCCUCCACCAUGAAUCUGUACAUAGAGAAUGAGGUUCGAAGGGCCACACCAGGAGGAACUGGAGGCGUCAAAAGCAUUACCAACUAUUCACCUAUAAUAUUGGUGACGAAGGCUAGGGCCAAAGGGUUCACUGAUGUCCUGUUUCUGGAUGCAGCCACUGGAAAAAAUAUCGAGGAGGUUUCUUCAUGUAAUAUUUUCUUUGUGAAGGAUAAUGUGAUUUUAACUCCACGUACCAGUGGAACUGUUCUUCCAGGGGUCACAAGAAAAAGCAUCAUAGAAAUUGCUCGUGAUCUAAAUUACAUGGUGGAGGAACGUGAUGUUCCACUAGAGGAUGUGUUGGCUGCCGAUGAAGUUUUCUGUACAGGGACUGUAGUGGAAGUCACUGCUGUUGCUAGUAUAACACAUCAAGAUAAAAGGAUCGAAUACAGAACAGGGGAAGAAACUGUGUUCCACAAACUGCGUGUAGUGCUUAAAGAGAUUCAAACAGGUGUGGUUGAGGACAAGAUGGGCUGGACCAUGCUCAUUGAUUGAACAAGCUAGCUAGCUAGCUGCUUCAUCUCCAUAUCUCAUUGCCAAUGAAGCUUCUUCUCUAGCUAUGUACUCAAAGAUGUUUUUUUUUUUUUUUUUGGACAAUUCUAUGGUUGCUUGAAAACGGAGAGUUGAUACUUGAACCAAAUUUAUUUGGCAAAAAACAAAACUUUAACCAAAUUUUAAAUAAAUAAAGAGAGAGAAACUGGUUUUUA